AUGGCGAGAGACGGGGACGAGGGGCUCGGGCGCGCGAGGGCGCGCGCGGUGGAUUACGAUAGGGUGCUGCGCGAGAGGAAGGGGUCGACGACGACGACGACGACGACGACGACGAGGGAGGACGCGGCGGAGGCGACGCGGCGGUACGCGGUGGUGCUCGACGCGGGGAGCACGGGGAGUCGCGCGCACGUGUUCGCGUUCGAGCGCGCGGGGCGAGGGUUGAAGCUGUUGGACGAUCACUUCGAGGCGGUGAAGCCGGGGCUGAGCGCGCGCGCGAGCGAUCCGAAGGCGGCGGCGGAGAGCUUGCGAACGUUGAUGACGACGGCGAUGAACGCCGUGCCGGCGGCGGAUCGCGCGGAGACGAGCGUGGAGUUGCGCGCGACCGCGGGCUUGCGUUUGCUUCCGGGGGACGCGUCGAGCGAUAUUCUCGCGGAGUGUAAAAAGUUGCUCAAGGAGUAUCCGUUCAAGUUUGACGACGAGAGCGUCUCCAUCAUGGACGGCGCGGACGAGGGCGCGUAUCAGUGGUUGACGAUGAAUUACUUGCUCGGCAAUCUCGCGAACGGAGGUGCCGAUCACGACGGCGACGUGCAGACGGUGGCGGCCGUGGAUUUAGGCGGUGGAUCGGUGCAAUUGGCGUACCAAGUGCCUCCGGAGAGCGUCGCGAACGCGCCGGAUGGGUACAUUACAAAACUGAAAGCUCUCGGGCACUCGUUCGACGUGUACACGCGUUCGCACCUCGGGCACGGUUUGAUGGCCGCGCGCGCGGCGGUUUUGGCGCAAGCGGAAGAGCGAGGUGGAUCACCGUGCGUGCACGCGGGAUACGACGGCGUGUACGAAUACGCCGGGAAAACGUACAAAGCGUCGGCGCGCGAUUCUGGGAGCGAUCACGCGUCGUGUUACGACGUCGCCGUGGCCGCGCUCGGCGUGGACAAAGAGUGCGAACGACCGAAGCAGUGCUCCUUUGACGGUGCGUGGGGCGGCGAACCGGGGGCGGGAAGCAAGCGCGUGUACAUGUCGAGUUAUUUGUGGGAUCGCGCGGUGAACGUCGGCAUCGUCACCGACGACGAAAUCGAUGGACGCGCCGCCGUGAACGACUUUAAGGCGGCCGCGGAGAAGGCGUGCGGUGUCAGCGUAGCGGAAGUCACGACCAAGUAUCACGGCGUCGAGCCGAAGGACGCCCCGUUUCUUUGCAUGGACCUCACGUUUGCCUACGCCUUGCUCAACGUCGGCUUCGGCAGACACGGAUGGCGGGAUUUCACGCUCGUCAAGCAGAUCGAAUACCAAGGCAAGCCCGUGGAGGCGGCGUGGCCUUUAGGCGCGGCGCUGAACUCGAUGUGA
Ostreococcus lucimarinus CCE9901 is the source of this 1338-nucleotide messenger RNA. RefSeq lists its product with no specific name. Gene Ontology annotation, cellular component: membrane. The transcript has a single exon. NCBI's taxonomy places the organism in Eukaryota, Viridiplantae, Chlorophyta, Mamiellophyceae, Mamiellales, Bathycoccaceae. The record is from RefSeq and is a predicted model, not a curated record. Gene Ontology annotation, biological process: nucleoside diphosphate catabolic process. Bases 1 to 1338 code for a protein of 445 amino acids. Gene Ontology annotation, molecular function: nucleoside diphosphate phosphatase activity.